Molecule: messenger RNA, 165 nt
Organism: Anisakis simplex (herring worm)
Lineage: Eukaryota; Metazoa; Nematoda; Chromadorea; Rhabditida; Anisakidae
Source: the annotation of a GenBank genome assembly
AUGAUAUUGGUACACCAAUCGAUUCCGAGCAGAACUAUCCUCAACGAACGGGAAGAAAAAGUUUUGCUCGAAACCGAUGGUUACGAUCACGGACGUGUAAAAGAGGUCGGAGCUGAUGUGGCAGCAGCCGAAUGGAUUGUUCGAUGUGAGGGGAAGGUGAGGUGA